GGCGCGAACAACAAACGAGGACUAGUACCACACAAGCAUAAAAAUAUCCUUCGGAUGUCAGUAAAACCUGUUUGCUGAUAGUGAAUAUUAUUGCGAAAAGUUUGGAAUAAACCAAAAAUAUGAUUCAUACCUACAUAGGUAGCUUGAAAUUAUUCGAUGACAAUGUACAAGCUCAUAACAUCGAUAAAGUGAUUUAGAACAAACGUCAAUUAAUUAAAAAUGUUAACAAGGAAGUUGCAUUCAAAAUAUUGUGAUGUGCGAGAGUUACACGAAGAGUAAACCAAGUAUUCUAUGAAAUAAAGAAGCCAUCUAACACCAACUAUAUUACAAGAAAAAUGUGUUAAACGUAAAACACUCAAAUAAAGAACUGCAUGAGCUUGCAACAAAGCAAAAAUAAACAAUAAAGAAGCGCAAAAAAAUAUUAUAAAAUAAAUCAAAAAUUAAAAAAAGUGAAAUAAUUUAGCAUGGAGAAUCUCGGUUACAAGGAGGGCACUGCGAAACCGCGACGUAUGGCACGCUCGAUCAGCGUGGUGACAAAAAGCGAGCUGGAACAGCCAUUGACCGGUAAUAAUGCCAGAUUCAAAUCGAUACCGCCAAAUUUAAUGGUACGAUGGCGCAACAAUAAUGUGGACGCCAUGAUCGAGGCCCAAUAUCCGACACCCGGUGAAUUCGAGUAUAUGGAGUGCGGACCCUCGCCGCCAGCCGAAAGUGCGCCCAGCAUGUAUGAUAGCUUCGAGGAACCCACCAGCGAGCUAAGCGUACAAAUAUGCAACGACACUCUGCGCAUUAGUCUGAUCGAUCAGAUGAAGAGCACAGCUGGACGUGUGCGUUUCCUAGAGGAUAUCGAACAGGGCAAUGUGAUUAAAGACAAUACCAAAACGCAUUUCGAGUCAGCGUCGAAACUCGAAAAGAAUCUCAGCUUCUUGUGGGCAGCAUUCUUGAAACGUUGGGACUUGCUGCAGAGUUUCCUAGACAUUGGCGCCGAAUUGAAUUUCUGCGACCAAAAUGGCUUUUCAGCCUUGCACUUGGGCGCCUUCAGCGGUUGCCUAUCGACGCUAAGUUUCCUGGUCGGCCAGUCUAUGAAUGUGAACCUACAAUCAAAAUGUUAUACGCCACUACAUUGUGCAGCCUUCGGAAAUUCCGCCGAAGCGGCCAAAUUUCUAAUCAACAAUGGUGCACUUGUCACCAUCGAUACCAACAAACCCAACUGUGAGGAGAGUCUAUUGCACUGUGCUGUGCGCGCCAAUGCGCUCGAAUGCGUGAAGCUGUUCAUUGUGGAGGGUGCAGAUGUGAAUUCCUUGAAGCCGAAUGGCACCAAUGCCAUACACCUGGCUGCAGAUUUAGGUAACGCGCAGUGCUUGGAGGCGUUGCUGAAUGCACCUGGUGCCGAUGCCAAUGUGCGAAUCUGCAUACGGGAAAAGGAGUCGACAGCAUUGCAUUUGGCUGCGGAUGAAGGCAAUGUGGAAUGUGUCGAUCUGCUGUUAGCAAAGGGCGCAGAUGCGAAAUUGAAAAAUCAUCGCGGGUUUACAGCAUUGCAUUUGGCGGCGCGCACCUCUAGUCUCGAAUGUGUCGAAUCACUUUUGCGUAACGGCAAUGCCGAUCCCAAUGCCGAAGACUUCGAUCAUCGUACGCCUUUGCAUGCGGCGGUCGGCAAAUCGGAAAAUGCCUUUGAUAUACUCGAGACACUGAUACAAUGGGGUGCCAAUGUAAAUCACAAAGAUAUUUAUGGCUUUACCGCUUUACAUUUAGCUGCGCUCGACGGGUUGGCGCAAUGCGUAGAAAUGCUGAUCUUUCACGGCGCAGAUGUGACAACGAAAUCGAAGAAGGGCACUUCGGCCUUGAAUGUCAUCACGCGUAAGACGCCCGCUUCGGUGGCGAUGAUACGGCAGAAGCUCGAUGCCGCCAUUACGUUGCACCACUCUCAGGACCCGGUUAAUCGCGAGGUUGAGUUAGAACUAGACUUUCGCCAGUUGUUGCAACACUGUCAUCCGCGCGAGAUAAGCUACCUGAAUACAUUUGUGGACGAAGGCCAGAAGGAAAUACUCGAGCAUCCAUUGUGCUCCUCAUUUUUGUACAUCAAAUGGGGUAAAAUACGUAAAUACUAUGUUGGUCGGCUUAUCUUCUGCUUCACAUUCGUGCUCUUUCUCACACUCUACGUACUCACGGCACUCGCACAUAAUUGUUACAACGGUAGCAAGGAUGAUAACACGACUAUACAGGCUCAAGAGCUCUGUCAAAAGCAGUCUAUACUCGGCGAUAUGCUGCGCAAUAAUCCCUUCGUUAUAGAAAUGCAAUGGUGGGUACUGGUCGCUAUUACAGUCGUUGAGAUAUUUCGUAAACUCUACGGAAUAACCGGUUAUUCAACGUUCAAACACUAUGUGACGCAGGUGGAAAACAUUAUGGAAUGGUUCGUCAUAACUAGUGUCUUCAUCAUUUCCCACAUAUACACGAACAAGACAUACACCUUUCAGAACCACAUAGGCGCUUUUGCGGUGUUGUUGGGUUGGACAAAUCUAAUGUUGAUGAUUGGUCAAUUGCCAGUCUUCGAUGUCUAUGUGGCGAUGUACACACGAGUCCAAGGUGAAUUCGCGAAACUCUUCAUGGCUUACUCGUGUAUGUUGAUCGGUUUCACGAUCAGCUUUUGUGUGAUCUUUCCUUCAUCUUCUUCAUUCGCCAACCCCUUCAUGGGAUUCAUCACUGUACUAGUAAUGAUGAUCGGCGAACAAGAUCUUUCGUUGUUGAUCAACGAUCCUGAUGGCAAGGAUCCACCUUUCUUAUUAGAGGUGAGCGCACAGAUCACCUUUGUGCUCUUUUUACUCUUCGUGACAAUCAUACUAAUGAACUUGUUGGUCGGCAUUGCCGUGCACGACAUACAAGGCUUGAAGAAGACCGCAGGCCUCUCGAAAUUAGUGCGCCAAACGAAACUCAUAUCCUACAUAGAGUCCGCACUCUUCAACGGUUAUCUACCGCCCUGGCUACGCAAUCUCUUACACUACACGGCACUUGUAUCUCCGCAGGCCUAUCGCGUCGUGUUGUGCGUGAAACCGCUGAAUCCCAGCGAAAAGCGUUUACCACGUGAAAUACUAAUGAAGGCCUACGAAGUGGGAAAAAUGCGAAAACAUUUCGGACAUACAAUUUCGGCGAAGGGUACUGCCGCGACUUAUUUGCAAUAUAAGAACAAAUACAAUGACAAUCAAACGCAGAACUAUUCGAUGAAUGAUAUGGAAACGGUACAUUUUAACACGCUAACGACGAAAAUCGACGAAAAUGCGGAACGCAUUGAAUUCCUCACGCAAGAAAUUCAGGAACUGAAGCAAGCGCUCAUCACGCAACAGCAGCAGGCGAGCAAAGUUAUCGAUAAGCUAUUGAUUGUGAUUUCUAAUCAGCAAAAGAAUAAUUUAAGGAAAUAAUUGAGAGGAACAGUUUGAGCGAAUUUCAGAUAAUAUGGAAUAUAUAAGAUUCUCUAGUUACUAUAUCAUUAUUAAUAAUAUAUACAUAUGUAUUUGGAUGUAUGUAUGUAGUAAAUAAACGCGUUAUUUAUUUAGUGCUGUGAAGGCGAAGGUGGGCAUGAGCUGAUGGAUAAUUAGAUAAUGUAAACAUGGCAUUAUAAAGUAGUUAGUUGUUAAUAUAUAUAUAAAUAUACAUAUAACAUAUGAGUAUUAAUAAUAUUUUUACUUAUUUACAUUUCAUACCUAUGUACUAUGUAUAUUAUGUAAAACUUUGUUUCGGAACUUUUCGGCAAAAACGCGAAUUGGCAAUGUCAUUCUGUAGAACUUGGAUAAAGUAGACGAAGAUAAAAGACCAAUGCAGUAUUGAAUAAAGCGAUUGAAAACUGUU
This is a messenger RNA of Zeugodacus cucurbitae (melon fly), 3837 nucleotides long. RefSeq names its product transient receptor potential channel pyrexia (gene wtrw). Gene Ontology annotation, cellular component: membrane. Gene Ontology annotation, molecular function: monoatomic ion channel activity; protein binding. NCBI's taxonomy places the organism in Eukaryota, Metazoa, Arthropoda, Insecta, Diptera, Tephritidae. The coding region runs from base 465 to 3410 and encodes 981 amino acids. The record is from RefSeq and is a predicted model, not a curated record. Gene Ontology annotation, biological process: monoatomic ion transport; transmembrane transport. The transcript is spliced from 3 exons.